CUUUCAGAUAUGGCAGGCGAUGAUACGGAAAUAGAUAUCAUUGAUGUGGACAGUUGUAGCGAUCUUGAUGACAAAGAUGUUAGACAAAAUGCAAGUCCUCCAAAUGGUCUAGAUUUGACGAAAGAAAAUUCUGAACAAAUUUCUGAUAGCUUAGUUUCUGCUCGAACUGAUGGUAUUCGUGGCAAAAGAUAUCUAGAUUAUAACCUUCAACCAAGUUCUGGAGCAGAGAGUGGAGAAUUGACUGAUUCUGAUGUAGAUGUAGAUAUUGUUGAUGUUGAUGUUGUUGAUGUUUGUAUUGUUGGUAUAACAGAGAACAAGGAAAACGAGAAAUCCAACAAAAUUAAGAAUAUCGUAAAUGAGGGUAAUCCUUGUGAUGACAACGAAGUAAAGAAAAGUGUAGUAGUAAAAGCAGAAGUUAUGGAUGAAGGUUACCCAUGUAUUGAAGAAAAUCGAUUUAGCUCAGCUAGCUCACAGAAACACUCAAACUUUGCUUUCCAGAGACCUGCAGAAAUCGUAGUUAGAGCUGAAGAAGAUUUAAAGGGCAUAAUAAGUCUUAUGAAGACUGAGCCAAUUGAUCAUAAAACAUAUGAUGGUGCCAGCAAACUCUUAUCAGACCAUAGACAAGUUAAGCCAGUUAUUGAUGACAGCUCCGAUGAUGACAAUUUUGUAAUAUCAGAUUCUGACAGUGGGGCUGAUUCAGACUACAAUAUUCCCAUGUCAGUUACAAGUGAAGUGAGAAAAAUGGAAGGCAUGAACAUCAAAGACCGUUAUUUUAUGGAAACUUAUCCUGAGGUUGAGAUCAUUGAUCUUACAUUAACAGAGUCUGAGCAAAUUAAUCCUCUCGGUAAAGUGCACAAGAUAGUUGAGGAUUUUGUUGUAGUAAACAGUUGUAAUUGUGAUAAAAUAUUAGAUCUCGACAGCAUGAUUUUUGAUGAGGGCAGAAAGUGUGUCGGCUAUGUUUUCGAGGUUUUAGGACCAGUGAAGGAGCCAUAUUACUCUAUUAGGUUUAACACAAAUUCGGACAUUGCAAACCUUGGCCUUCACAAUGAUCAAGAACUUUUCUACUCUCCAAAUGAGCGUUAUAGUCGUUAUGUGAUGGUUGAGUUGCUGAGGGAACUUGAGCAUAGUAGCAGAUACAAAAGAAAUUCUGACGGUGAUAGCAAGAACAGUGAUUGUUCAAGCUCUGAGUCUGAAAGUGAAGAAACUCCUGAGAACCCAUCAAGACCAAAAGUGGGAACAAAAAGAAAGCCAAAGAAACAGUUGCAGAAUCGCACAACACCCAAUUACAGUGUUAAUUACCAAUCUGUUAACAAGCAACCAAAGCAUCACUACAACAGUUUCACUGACCAGUGGAAACCGUCAACCACUCCACACCAUGUUUACAAUAAACCUAAUCCUACUCCACCGCAAGCUGCUGAAAGAACUUUCAUAAACCCAAGGCAAAGUGCGCCAAAUUCUAGCCAGUCAUUUACAGCAGACAAAAAGAACGGUUCUGAUGCAAUGAGCUAUGACUCUUUAUACAAUACAGUUAAAACUAAUCAAAACAGAAAUACUCCUAAUCAGACCCAAGUUAAUUCUUUUAAAUCAUCAAUCAUGGCUAGUUUUCUUGAUCCAUUUUCAUUAGAAAAAACUGACGAUUAAACUUUUUAAAGGAGGGAGAUUUGUUUUUAUUUUUAGAUUUCUUUUAAAUUAUAAUUCUCUAACUUAUUCCACAAUAUUUUAACCUUAUAUGAACUAAAACUUGAGUAGUUACUGAUGUAAUAGAUAUUGAUAAGUGCCUUAUAAUCCCGCCGAAUUUAAUUCCUGCUGAAAUUAGAUUCAUGACCACUGACCAGUAUGAAGUAUCAUUUUAAUACG
This is a messenger RNA of Bolinopsis microptera, 1857 nucleotides long. Its product is annotated as H/ACA ribonucleoprotein complex non-core subunit NAF1-like. Gene Ontology annotation, biological process: ribosome biogenesis; pseudouridine synthesis; box H/ACA snoRNP assembly. The record is from RefSeq and is a predicted model, not a curated record. Gene Ontology annotation, molecular function: RNA binding. The coding region runs from base 10 to 1641 and encodes 543 amino acids. Gene Ontology annotation, cellular component: sno(s)RNA-containing ribonucleoprotein complex. The transcript has a single exon. NCBI's taxonomy places the organism in Eukaryota, Metazoa, Ctenophora, Tentaculata, Lobata, Bolinopsidae.